This is a messenger RNA of Medicago truncatula (barrel medic), 1765 nucleotides long. RefSeq names its product protein ALTERED XYLOGLUCAN 4. The transcript is spliced from 2 exons. Bases 187 to 1527 code for a protein of 446 amino acids. Gene Ontology annotation, cellular component: Golgi apparatus. The record is from RefSeq and is a predicted model, not a curated record. Lineage: Eukaryota; Viridiplantae; Streptophyta; Magnoliopsida; Fabales; Fabaceae. Gene Ontology annotation, molecular function: O-acetyltransferase activity.
AGGCAAUAAAUAUUCAAACCAUAAUUUCAAAACAUGAGUAAGUUAAGUGAAUUAUUGAUUCAUAUAACAGAAUCAAUUACGCAAUAAAACGUGCUUUUCUCUUUUGACUUUCACUUCACCUAAUGCAAAAAACCCAACAAAACACCAUAGAAAGUGUCCUUAAUCAUUGAUCAAAACUAAAAACACAUGAGAAGUGGAAAGAAAGCACAAAAAAAAGCUAUGAAAAUGGGAACUUCAAUUUUUUUGAAAGAUAAAUCAAAUUUAUUCACCAAGAGACUUAUACCGUUGACUAUUUGUUCUUUGCUUCCCAUAACUAUGCUUCUUCUAUACUUCUACCAUCUACCUUUCUCUCAAGCUCCAAAAAUUGAGAUUACUAAUUCCAAACCCAUCAUCAACAUCACUUCUCAUUCUGCUUCUCCUCCUUCAUCUUCUUAUUCAGAAAAGAAAAAAGGUCACCAAAACCAAUGUGAUUAUUCCAAGGGUGAUUGGGUCAAAGACACUAGAGGCCCUUUGUACAAUGAUACAACAUGUGGCAUGAUGAAAGAAGGAAGAAAUUGCAUGACACAUGGGAGACCUGAUUCUGAUUAUCUUUAUUGGAGAUGGAAACCAAAUGAAUGCAAACUUCCAAGGUUUGAACCUAACACUUUUCUCCAACUUAGUAAGAACAAACACAUUGCUUUUGUUGGUGAUUCUUUAGCUAGGAACCAAUUAGAGUCUCUUCUUUGUAUGUUAGCAACUACUUCAAUUCCUAAACUUGUGUACCAAAAUGGCAAGGACAAUCAAUUUUCUAGGUGGUACUUUUCUUCAUACAAUUCAACCAUUUCCUUGUAUUGGUCUCCAUUUUUAGUACAAGGUAUAGAAAAAUCAAACACAAGUCCAAAUAAUGAGCUAUAUUUGAAUCAUGUUGAUGAGAAAUGGGCAAAGGAUAUGAACCAAAUGGACAUGAUUGUACUAUCAAUUGGACAUUGGUUUUUGCUUCCUGCAAUUUACCAUGAAGGUGGUACAAUUUUAGGGUGUCAUUAUUGUGGUCUUAAUUACACUGAAAUAGGGUUUUAUGAUGUAUUAAGAAAGGCUUUAAGGACUACCCUUAAUAGCAUAAUUGAUAGAAGAGGAAAUAAAGGUAAUGAAAUUAAUGUAAUUGUUACAACAUUUACGCCACAUCAUUUUGAAGGUGCUUGGGAUAAGGCUGGUGCUUGUCCAAAAACUAAGCCUUAUAGAAAUGGAGAGAAGAAAGUUGAAGGAAUGGAUGGUGAGAUGAGAAAGAUUGAGAUAGAAGAAGUGGUGGCUGCUAAAGCCAAAGGCAAUGAAUUUGGAAGGUUAAGAUUUGAAGUAUUGGAUGUAACAAAAUUGGCUUUGUUAAGACCAGAUGGUCAUCCAGGUCCUUAUAUGAAUCCUUUUCCAUUCUUUAAUGGGGUUCAAGAACAUGUGCAAAAUGAUUGUGUUCAUUGGUGUUUGCCUGGACCAAUUGAUACAUGGAAUGAGAUAUUUUUAGAAAUUAUAAAGAAAUGGGAGGAACAACCUAGCUAGGAGUGAAUUAAGAAUGAAGUGUUUCUCAUAUGUUGUUAAUUUAUACAUUUUUUUUUACAUGACAUGUGACUUAUAUUACCUUGGAACAAAGAAUUCAAGAUUCAGAUUAGACAUCAAAAGGAAAUAUUUGCAUUGAUUUCUAACUUUGGCUCUUUAAGUUAGCUACGAGACUAGUCUCCAAUGCUAUUGACUCUUUUCUCUUACUUCUCAAUGUUAUGAUGUAUGCGACUUCAUAAAU